Messenger RNA from Zingiber officinale, 2959 nucleotides. Its product is annotated as disease resistance protein RGA2-like. Bases 176 to 2173 code for a protein of 665 amino acids. Gene Ontology annotation, biological process: defense response to other organism. The record is from RefSeq and is a predicted model, not a curated record. Gene Ontology annotation, molecular function: ADP binding. The transcript has 2 exons. NCBI's taxonomy places the organism in Eukaryota, Viridiplantae, Streptophyta, Magnoliopsida, Zingiberales, Zingiberaceae.
UUAAUUGACAGGAAAGUGCAGACAACAUCUACGCAGAAAGUCAACUCGUCUUCUUGGUUAAUGGAUAGGAAAGUGCAGGCAACAUCUACCUAGAAAGUCAACUCGUCUUUUUGGUUUUUCUGCAUAUCUAACAGAAUAGCAUUCGAGCUCUGUACAACUUCAACCAGCAGCAGUUAUGGACAUAGUCUCGCCAAUACUGGAGAAGGCAGGUGCAAGUUAUGUCAUCAAUAAACUAAUUGAUGCAGCCACUGGUUAUGUGCAAGAUCAGUACUACUGGAAAACUGACUUGCAAGGAGAAUUGCAAAACCUCGGACGCUUACUUCCUCAGAUUCAAGCAGUUGUUGACUUUGCCGAACCUAGGUUAACUAUGUAUGAAUCUUCUAAUCCAGCAUUAAUCAAGUGGCUGUGGCAGUUCAGGAAUGGGAUCGAUGAGGCUGAGGAUGUGUUGGAUGAUCUGGAAUAUAUUGAACUGGAGAAGAAAGCUAACAGUGACAAAAGUAGGCUUUCUAGAAGGGUUGAUGCUUCUGUUAAAGCUGCAAAAAGAUUACUGAAAUUUGAUGAUGUUCUUGGAAGAUUAAGGGCAUGCGUGAAGAAUUUGAACACCUUUGCUUCAGAUGUCCAGAAUUUUUUGGCACUGGUGACGCAAACAGUUGGCAUCGGAACUGGACAAAUGCGGUAUUAUCAUUCAAGUAGAAUCACCAAUCCUUUGCCUGUAUUAUCAUUCAAGGGACGUGAGGACGAAAAAGGAAAAAUCAUCCAGUAUUUGCUAGGAGAGUCAGUGGAAAAAUCUGAAAUGUGGAUCAAUGAGAGUGUGCAUUGCCUGCCUUUGGUAGCGAUUGGUGGUAUGGGGAAGACUGUGCUCGCUAAACAAGUCUUUCAUCAUUUUGAAAACGUGAAAAAAAAACACUUUGACAUCAAAAUCUGGGUAUGUGACUCCUUACCUGAUCUCAAUGCAUCAAGUCUUAUAAAGAAAAUUCUAGAGUAUCAAACUGGCGGAUCUGAAUCUGGGCCAUUGGAACGCCUACCGGUGAAGCUCCAGAAGAUUUUACAUUCCAAAAGAUUUUUACUUGUCCUAGAUGAUGUUUGGGAUGACAAUAACCAAACAGAGUGGGAGAAACUAUGUGCUCCGUUGGUAUAUAGCCAAAAGGGAAGCUGGAUAAUAUUAACAACUAGAUUGAGAUCAGUUGCGAAAAUGAUCUCAAAAGUAAUCAGAAGCACAAUGGAGCCAAUGAUAUUGCGGGGCUUGUCAAAUGAUGAAUGUCGUUCACUCCUCUAUGAGCAUGCAUUUUCUGGUGAAGACCCAAAUAAAUUCCCGCUUCUUAAAGAAAUUGGUGAAGAAAUAGUGGAGAAAUUGAAAGGUGUACCUCUUCUAGCAAAGUCAAUUGGAGGAGCGUUGAACAGUAAACUAGAAGCAGAUCACUGGACGAGUAUUUCAAGAAGUGAAUUAUGGCAAAUGCCAAUUGAUUCAAAAUAUGAAUUCAAUCCAGUUCUAACACUCAGUUAUGUGAUGCUUCCACCACGCUUGAAGCGAUGUUUUUCCUACUGCAGCAUAUUUCCACAAGAUUACCAAUUCAAAAAGCAAAAGCUAGUGUGCAUGUGGGUGGCAGCAGACCUAAUUUACAAGGAUGAAUUAGAGGAUGGCUUGGAUGAGGAGGACAUAGCUAACCGUUGCUUUGAUAUAUUGUGCAACAAAUCUUUCUUUGAUGUGCAUACCUAUAGUCGGAGUCUGAGUCGCAGUCAAAUGCUAUUUUGCCAAAGAUAUUCUCUCUAUGAUUUCAAAGAAGAUUUUUAUACCAUGCAUGAUAUGUUGAACGGUCUUGCUUGUCAUGUCUCACGCUAUGAAUGUUGUAGAAUUGUGCAUGACACUCCAAGUCACAUUUUGGACAAUAAUGUCAUCCGCCAUAUAUAUGUUACCGGUUCCCAUGCUCAACUCCAUGAUCUAGCUAAAAUAGUGAGCAAACUCAAGCACUUGAGAACACUCUGGAUAAACUAUCACGGGGAUCCUCAAAAACUUGAUGAUUGUAUUCGAUAUGCCUGUAAAUCAUCAAGAAGAAUUCGGGUAUUGAUUAUGGAGUCUAAUUAUUCCAGAUCAUCUUAUCAGUGUUUGAAAAGCAUCAAUGACUUUUUAAAACUACGAUUUCUUGAAAUGACAGGUCUUUUGCUACCACCAUAAAUAUCAAAAUGUAAGUUCUACUUCUUACAAGUUUUAAUUGGAUACAAUGUCAUUCUGGCAAAAGAGGUAAAUAAGUUGACCAACUUAAGACAUUUAUAUGAAGUGGAUAACGAUGCAUUUCUCUCGGUGGCAAAAGUAGGAAAGUUAACAUCCCUUCAGGAAUUAUGCUUCACGGUGGGCACAGAACCCAAAUAUAGAAUUGAUGAGUUGAUGAAUAUGGAUAAUCUCCGUGAAUUAAUUAUUAGACAACUUUCCAAUAUACAGAGUCUUGAAUAGACCAAUAAGGUUAACUUGGUCAGGAAAAGUUAUCUGACAAGACUAGCACUGGACUAUUGGCCAAUAAGUAGUAAUCCUGACUUUGAUCAACAGGAGGUUCUCGUGGCUCUACGACCCCCUCCCACGAUUAGAGAACUCUACAUUAGACAUUAUAGCGGUGCUAGGCUUGCACCGUGGAUGGAUACUCCAUCUCUUUCUCGGCUUGAAGUUCUUCAAUUAGAUUCUUGUACAAGUUGGGAAGAGUUGCCCCCUCUAUGGAAGUUGCCCUGCCUUAAGUUUGUAAGAUUGAAUGGCAUGGAAGCUAUAAGAAGUUUGGGUUGCCACUUCUCCAAUAAGAUGGACAUACACUUUCCAGUUUUAGAGAAUCUUGUAUUUUAUGACCUUCCGCUCUGGGAGGAAUGGAAUGGUGCGGAUGAUUAUAUAUGGUUCCCUCAUCUCAAAAGAUUUGAAAUUCAUGACUGUCCCAGACUAAAGAAAAUUCCGGACCUUCCGUUGUCUAUAGAGAAACUC